AUGGCUGAAAACAACAAUACUUCACAACCUUUGGGAUCCCUUGCCUUCUCCACAGCCAUCAAUACUGCUGUAACAACUCCACUGUGGUUAUUCUUUGAUCAUCCAAAAAAGAAAAUUAAUGGAACAUCUCUGAGAGGAGUUUAUCAAAUUCAUCAAGUUUCGGAUAUUAAAAAUGUUAUUGAAGAAAGUGGAUUGCAAACACAAGAAAAUGUCAUUGAAUAUGAAUGGUUACUUUCACCAAUUGGUGAAAAUCCACUAAAAUCAAAAAAGAAAAAGAUGUUUUAUCAAAUUUCCAAUUCGACUUUGGAAUUCUUUAGAGAAAAUCAGGUAAAGGAAAUGAAACUUUUAGUUUGUUCAAGAGAUAUUUCACCACCAAAGAAUGCAAAAACUAUUCCAGACGAAACACCAACUAUUCAACCAAUGAUCGAAUCACCUCCAAUCAAGGAAGAAACCAAAGAAAGAAAAAAGAAGAAACAAAGAUUUAUUGAAACGACACAAGAGGAAGAACUUGAAGCUGAUUUGGAUGGUGGGAAAUGUGAUUUUUUGUGUAAUUGUGAAGAAUUGGGAAGAAAAUGUGCUCUCCCACACAAGUAUUCAGUAGUGUUUUUUGCAGUUGGACUUGUGGUUGGAUUUAUCAUUGCUGCUUUAUUGGCCACGUUGGCUGUUGCUUUAGUAAGAUGA
Naegleria gruberi is the source of this 681-nucleotide messenger RNA. RefSeq lists its product as uncharacterized. Bases 1 to 681 code for a protein of 226 amino acids. The record is from RefSeq and is a predicted model, not a curated record. Lineage: Eukaryota; Heterolobosea; Eutetramitea; Acrasida; Naegleriidae. The transcript has a single exon.